Orbicella faveolata is the source of this 2403-nucleotide messenger RNA. Its product is annotated as TBC domain-containing protein kinase-like protein. Gene Ontology annotation, molecular function: ATP binding; GTPase activator activity; protein kinase activity. NCBI's taxonomy places the organism in Eukaryota, Metazoa, Cnidaria, Anthozoa, Scleractinia, Merulinidae. Gene Ontology annotation, biological process: protein phosphorylation; activation of GTPase activity. The record is from RefSeq and is a predicted model, not a curated record.
AUGCAAAACAGCAUCCAAGAUUCUUUGCAGCAGUUGGAUAGUCAUGCAAGGGUUCACACCAGAAGAGCAUUGCGUGACGACACAAUUAAACCAAUCAGAGAUGAGAUAGGAUGUAAGCCAUACGCUCAGCCAAUCAAAAGUGAUUUGUGCGCCCGCUUUGUCUACUUUUUUGCAUUUUGUUUUAUUCUCAAACCUCUUCGCUUUUUUAUCUCGUGGUAUUCUCAUCAGGGGGACAUCCAAGGUACAUACGACGCAAUAGACAAGGAAUCGUUUACUCAGACGGACAGACAGAUCGAAGUUGACAUUCCUCGCUGUCACCAGUAUGAUGAACUGCUGUCUUCACCAGUCGCUCAUCAGAAGUUCAAGAGGAUUCUCAAGGCCUGGGUUGUACGUCACACUGACCUGGUCUACUGGCAAGGACUGGAUUCUCUCUGCGCCCCUUUCCUUUCUCUUCAUUUUAACGAUGAAGCUCUUGGUUACGCUUGUCUGGCGGCGUUUAUUCCCAAAUACCUGUACCACUUUUUUCUGAAGGAUAAUUCGGCAAUCAUACAAGAAUAUUUGGCGGUAUUCUCUCAGUUGAUCGCCUUUCAUGAUCCAGAGUUGUUCAACCAUCUUCAUGACACUGGAUUUAUUCCAGAGCUGUACGCAAUCCCAUGGUUCCUCACGAUGUUCUGUCACUUUCCUUCCGUACAGGGUUAUCCUUACACAAGAGAUCGCAUAGUAAGAGAAGCGAGAAUAGACAUUCCCCCUUUGCUUAGAGGCAAGAUAUGGGCAGCAUUGCUAGGAGUUCAGGGGGACAUCCAAGGUACAUACGACGCAAUAGACAAGGAAUCGUUUACUCAGACGGACAGACAGAUCGAAGUUGACAUUCCUCGCUGUCACCAGUAUGAUGAACUGCUGUCUUCACCAGUCGCUCAUCAGAAGUUCAAGAGGAUUCUCAAGGCCUGGGUUGUACGUCACACUGACCUGGUCUACUGGCAAGGACUGGAUUCUCUCUGCGCCCCUUUCCUUUCUCUUCAUUUUAACGAUGAAGCUCUUGGUUACGCUUGUCUGGCGGCGUUUAUUCCCAAAUACCUGUACCACUUUUUUCUGAAGGAUAAUUCGGCAAUCAUACAAGAAUAUUUGGCGGUAUUCUCUCAGUUGAUCGCCUUUCAUGAUCCAGAGUUGUUCAACCAUCUUCAUGACACUGGAUUUAUUCCAGAGCUGUACGCAAUCCCAUGGUUCCUCACGAUGUUCUGUCACGUCUUUCCACUGAAAAAGAUUUUUCACCUUUGGGACAGUUUGUUGCUUGGCAACUCAUCCUACCCACUGUGCAUCGGGGUCGCUAUACUGGAACAGCUUCGGGAUCAGCUACUGUCGUUUGGUUUUAACGAGUGCAUCCUUCUCUUCUCAGACAUGCCAGGUGUAGACAUCGACCGAGUGGUGCGCGAUGCCAAGAGAAUUUUCUGUAACACUCCUCGGACUGCUUCGAUGAGGAGACAUGAUAGGCUGUUUGCUGAUCCCAACGUAAAACAUGAAAAGGAGUUCAUAACGUUACCCCAACUCAAGGGUGAAAUCUGUCCACGAGUUUCUGCUCAAGACUUGUUACAUAUCUGUGAACUGAACGAUAACGGAGGCGCGAAAGUCCAAAGAAAAACCAAACCGCGUGGUCUUGUUGUGGAUGUCAGGCCCUCUGAAGAAUUCGCGUGUGGUCAAAUCCUAGAGAGUGUGAACAUUCCCUAUAAUCAGGCGUUUCUUGAAGAAGGCGGAUUAGCUCCUUCAACUGCCGCAAACACAGUGAUUAGCUUCAAAGGAAGAGUUAUUGUUGUCGUAGGAAAUCGCAAUAACUACCCGGCUAAGGUUGGAGCCGAGCUGGUCAAGCUAGGUUUCUCGAGAGUGUGUGUUUUGGAAGAACCAGGCCUGACCGCACUUCGCACGCAAGGAAACCUGACUGUACCGACCUGAAUGCGCCUGGGAAUGACCACAUCACAAAGCGUUAAUUAAAAACAGUCUGGGAAUUCUGGGAACAAGUUCCGUGUGUGGAAAAUUUCUGUAGAGGCACUCGAUUACGUGACGAUUCUUAUUACGCAGUUAAAAUACAGUUCGAGCACUCACGAGUAUUCUGAAAAUUUUUACGUCAGCAUAAUUCACGUCAGCAUACUUCACGUCAGCAUGACAUCAUAAGGCUAUACGUCAUGUUGCUGGGCAACUACUUCACCGAACACUACGGGCUCAGAAAUCGGAGACGUAAAAUUUUCUCAGAGAAGAAACUGUAAAGCAAUCUACUUAACCAUGUAAGCAUUAGGAAACGAAAUCUAUCUCCAAAUUGUCAAUUUCAUUGUAAAAAAAAUGAUUACAUAUAAUUAUUAGAGUCCGAAAAUGUCGCGGAUUUUUAUCAAUAAAUUUUUCUUAAAAAAUGUAAAA